AUGAAACUGGUCUUGCAGCGUGUUGAGGGGGCGGCUGUUCGGGUGGCAGCGACUGGAGAGGAGGUCUCACGUAUUGGAAAAGGUAUUGUUUGUCUCUUGGGAAUCAGCAAAAAGGACCACAAGGUGGAUCUGGACUAUGGUGUGAAGAAGUGCCUAGGCACCCGCCUCUGGGAGGACCCUUCGGGAAAACCUUGGCAGAAAAACGUUACAGACGUCGGCUACGAGAUUUUGGUGGUCUCAAACUUUACCCUCCAAGCACAAACGAAAAAGGGCUUUCAACCAGACUUCUCCAGAGCGAUGUCCCCCGACGAGGCAAGGUCGAUGUAUGAGAGCUUUGUGGCAAGUCUACGGGCGGCGUACCAACCAGACAAAAUAAAAACCGGACGAUUCCAAACAUGCACACGCGUAGAGAUCCACAAUGACGGCCCAGUAACCAUCACAAUCGACACGCAGGACCUCCAGCUCAACCGUAGCUCUUCCUCCCCGCCGGGCUCAUCAGGGAAUAGUGUACAAUCGAGUGCAACGGCAACUGCCGGCGAGAACUGCAAGGAAGCAAUCCAAAACAAUGACCUGGGCACGCACCCCAAACAUUCUUAG
Molecule: messenger RNA, 597 nt
Organism: Cyclospora cayetanensis
Lineage: Eukaryota; Apicomplexa; Conoidasida; Eucoccidiorida; Eimeriidae
Product: D-aminoacyl-tRNA deacylase
Exons: 6
Coding region: 1-597 (198 amino acids)
Biological process (GO): tRNA metabolic process
Cellular component (GO): cytoplasm
Molecular function (GO): D-tyrosyl-tRNA(Tyr) deacylase activity
Source: RefSeq, a predicted model, not a curated record